AUGUCGCUGAUCCCAAGCUUCCUUGGCAACCGCCGGAGCAACGUGUUCGACCCGUUCUCGUUGGAUCUGUGGGACCCAUUCGAGGGUUUCCCUCUCUCCACCGCCAAAGACGCAUCGGCGGUGGCCAACGCGCGCAUAGACUGGAAGGAGACGCCUGAGGCCCACGUGUUUAAGGUGGAUGUCCCCGGCCUCAAGAAAGAAGAAGUCAAGGUGGAGGUUGAGGACGGCUCUAUACUCCAGAUCAGUGGGGAGAGAAGCAAGGAGCAAGAGGAGAAGAACGACAAGUGGCAUCGUGUCGAGAGGAGCUCCGGCAAGUUCGUCCGCCGUUUCCGGCUGCCGGAGAAUGCCAAGCUGGAUCAGGUGAAGGCAGCCAUGGAGAACGGAGUGCUUACAGUGUCCGUGCCCAAGGAGGAGGUCAAGAAGCCCGAGGUUAAAGCGAUUGACAUCUCUGGUUAA
Molecule: messenger RNA, 456 nt
Organism: Striga asiatica
Lineage: Eukaryota; Viridiplantae; Streptophyta; Magnoliopsida; Lamiales; Orobanchaceae
Source: the annotation of a GenBank genome assembly